Anopheles coluzzii is the source of this 1506-nucleotide messenger RNA. RefSeq lists its product as uncharacterized. The record is from RefSeq and is a predicted model, not a curated record. Lineage: Eukaryota; Metazoa; Arthropoda; Insecta; Diptera; Culicidae. The transcript is spliced from 2 exons. The coding region runs from base 633 to 953 and encodes 106 amino acids.
CACUCAGUUGAAGUCUUUUGAUCGUGAUCGUAAUUCAGUCUACGCAAACCAGCGCCCGUUGAAAACUGCCAGCCAAAGAACAGAGCGGGUGAAACCACUCCCUCGGCGCAAAACCAGCUACGAUAAAUUAGUCUGCUGUCCUUGUUUGCCGUACACACUCGGCACACGGUUCCCCGGGGUUCGUUCCAUUCCGCUGAUUGGCCUCGGUUCAGCCCAGCCAGCGUGCAACAGUGUAGUACCCCGUAAGGCACGUCACGUUGUGUAGCGCUUCGGCGCAACAAGUCUAUCUGGUGCAACAUUCGGGCGAGUACAUAAGGGCGCACCCGGGCUGUGGCGGAACUUCAGUUUCUUCGGAACCGUCACAAGGAUAACAUCGGGAUUCUGCCAAACGGCUCGGAAAGGACACUCACUGCAGGUUGUGGAUGUUUUUCGGAAUCACAACUUCCGUGUUUGUGAAAUCUUGACUCUGUGCUCGCUUGUAUUCAAAGUGUGUGACCUGAAACGAAUUUUGUUGGAAAAGACGUUAAAGCAAUAAUUAAGCUUUUAAGCAAGUAAAGUGUGUGCUUGUGUUGGUGUGCUGAAUAGAAAGCAGCUUGUGUUUGUGUGCGUGGUUGUGAGAAAACCCAACCGAUAUGGCGGUCGGAUAUAAUGCCAGAGAGGACGAGGAGGCUGCCGUCCCGAAGUCGUCCCCAUCCUCAACCAUUCAUGGUAGCAGCAACAACAAUCAACCGCAGCCUCUGCACGGUGCCACCGCACCGACCGGUCUGUCGGUGAACGAACAGAACGAGGUACAGCUGGUGAUCGCGACACUGCAGGCCAGACAUUUGAUGCACCGGAUCAUCUCCAAUCUGUUAGAUCAUGCGCUGCUGUACGGCGGCUCGGCCAAUCCCGAUCAUCCUAGACCGUGCCCGGACUGUGUGCUGCUGGUGCUCCUGUGCGAUUACUACAUUUAAAGUUGAACUCCACUCCCUGUUGUUCAUCAUGUGGUUGCGAUGGUAUAGUCCCACUUAGACAGAAACGAGAUAGAGAGAGAGCGGACAAAUUUCCCAUUUUCUUUACCGAUCCGAUUGCUCGCCGACCGGAUUGGCGGCUCAUCAACAAGGACUGUGAUAAUGAUAAGAAGGGUUCAUGUUUUCUCUGCUUUCCCGUACGGCUCCUUCAAAAAAAAAAAAAAAAAAAACAUCGCUCGAUCGUGAGCGAGGCUGUACAGAAAAGUUAUGAGGGAUAUGGGAUGGGAAGCACUAAGUAAACAUGCAAGCCAACAGGUUAACUAUAAAUUUGAAACAAUUAGCAAUUGUAAUACAAUGUAAAUUUCGUAUUAAAGAUUCGUUUGUGACGAGGCAGUGGCGAAUGUGUGUGUGCUUAGUCGUAGUUUCGUCGAAUCGCUUUUUUGGGUUAAUGCGCAUGUAAUUGUUUGGUGGAUGUGUGUGAAUGCGCCCCUGCAUUACAUCUGCGUCUGUGCUACCGUUCUUCGUCUGCAAACCAAAUAAAUUGAGUGUUUUUGAA